Molecule: messenger RNA, 3275 nt
Organism: Trichomycterus rosablanca
Lineage: Eukaryota; Metazoa; Chordata; Actinopteri; Siluriformes; Trichomycteridae
Gene: aspg
Product: asparaginase homolog (S. cerevisiae)
Exons: 17
Coding region: 1-1965 (654 amino acids)
Biological process (GO): amino acid metabolic process
Molecular function (GO): protein binding; asparaginase activity
Source: RefSeq, a predicted model, not a curated record
AUGGCGGAAUGUAGCAAAACUACCUCGGGGCUUCCUCCUUCAGGCGAAAUGAGCUGUCUGGCACGGGCUCUGUCCCACAGCACUUUAAAUCAGCUUGAGCAGUCGGAGUCUUUUCAGUCGCAGUCGUCGUUGUACCGGAUGGGUCCGUCACGUCGGAGAAGAAUAUCAAGCAGUCAAAGCGUAGAGUCUGCAGAUGUGAGUCCAAGCGCUGAGGCGCGGGUCCUCGUCAUCAACACCGGUGGAACCAUCGGGAUGAUGUACCACAAUGAGGUACUCUGUCCUGAACCCAAUGCCCUGGUGAAAGCUCUGCGCAAACUACCCAUUCUACACGAUGAGCAAUACGCUCAGCAUACCCGACUCUAUGAAUACUACGAUCCUCCCGAGAACACGCUGGUGCUGCCCCUGUGCAAACAGAACAAACGGAUAGUGUAUACUGUUAUAGAAUAUUCUCCCCUGCUUGAUUCCUGCAACAUGACGACUGAUGAUUGGGCAUGUAUAGGGAAAGACAUUGAGAAACACUAUGAGAAGUACGAUGGCUUUGUCAUUCUGCAUGGCACUGACACCAUGGCCUACACUGCCUCAGCGCUGUCCUUCAUGUGUGAGCACCUGGGGAAACCCGUCAUUCUCACCGGCUCUCAGGUACCUAUCUAUGAAAUGAGGAAUGAUGGGAGAGACAACCUGCUGGGGGCACUGCUGAUCGCAGGCCAGUUUGUCAUUCCGGAAGUGUGCCUCUACUUCCAUCAUAAACUUUACCGGGGCAAUCGAGUCACCAAAGUGGAUGCUGGGAGUUUUAAUGCCUUUAACUCGCCCAACCUGGCUCCAUUAGCCAAUGCUGAAGUGGAUAUUAAAAUAAAUUGGGACACGGUGUGGAGGGCAAACACAACAGCUAAGUUUAGGGUCAACACCCAGAUGAACCGUAAUGUGGGCCUCCUGCGUUUAUUCCCUGGGAUCACUGCUGACACCGUUCGGGCGUUUUUGCAGCCACCGAUGGAGGGCAUUGUGCUAGAGACUUAUGGCAGCGGGAAUGCCCCUAAUAACCGCGCUGACCUCUUGGAAGAGUUCUGGAAAGCCUCUGAAAGAGGAGUUAUCAUGGUUAAUUGCAGUCAGUGCCUUAGAGGUUCUGUCACUACAUCAUACGCUACUGGCAGGGCUCUGAGUGAUGCUGGACUGGUACCAGGGGGUGAUAUGACCCCAGAAGCUGCUUUAUCUAAACUAUCAUAUGUGCUGGCAAAGAAAGAGCUCACCACACAAGACAAGAAAAAGAUAUUGAGCCGUAAUCUGCGUGGUGAGAUGAUUGCCCAUCUGGAGGGAGCAAAGCUUACUCUCAGUGACAGUCGCUUCAUUCAGGUCAUUGCAAAGUCCCUCAGCAUCAGCUGUAAAGAGGAGCUGGAAGCUAUUCGUGAUGCUCUUACACCAACAUUAGCUUGUGCUGCUGCUAAGAUUGGUGAUAUCGAAUCUCUGGAGGCAAUUAAGGAGAUGGGCAGUGACUUAAGCAUGGCAGACUACGAUGGCCGAACUCCGCUCCACAUUGCAGCCUGCGAGGGUCACCUCAAAUUGGUGCAGUAUUUACUCGGCCAAGGAGCCACUGUCUACGCCAAAGAUCGUUACGGAGACACACCCCUUCGUAACGCAGUUCGUUUCAGACACAAAGAUAUAGUGAAGCUGCUGAGAAAAACUGGAGCCCACUUCUCUCGAGAUGAAAUUGAAGGUGCUGGAACAGAACUCUGCAGCAUGGCAGCGAGCGCAGACUUGGAGGGUUUGCAGAUUUGGCACCUUGCUGGAGCUGAUCUGACCAUGACAAGUUAUAAUGGACAGAUAGCCAUAGAAGUGGCUAUGCAGUUUGGCCAUGAGGAUGUGGUACAGUUUCUACAGUAUGCUGCUCAGUAUCGAGCUCAGCCAGUUCUUGAUGAGAAUGAAGAGAACGGUGAAUUUAUCGAGUUCUCAGCUUGUUCCAGUACGUCUUAAGAAGACAAUCCUGCCACCAAUGAUGACCUCUCAUUUCAGCUCCUCCUUUUGCUGUUUUAUUGUUGAAUUUUUGUGCUGAAUUAUGUUUAGUACUGUUAAAGACAUACCAGCUUUACCUAAAUCUAGAUCACAAGUGUCAAACUCUUUCCCUCUUUUAACAGACCCAAAUCCAUCCAUAAGAAGGCCAUGCUAAUCAACCGAUAAGUUGUAUCAGGUGUGUUAAAAGAGGUAGAAGGCUUAACUUUGCAGUAGUGUGAAGCCUCUGAUCUAGACUAAUAUUGUUUUUCUAAUCAAAGUUGCAAAAACCCAAUGAAUGUAGAAAAUAGAAAUGUUAAAAGAAAGAAACAUGUCCUCUUAUGAGUGACAGCAGUGCUGUUUAGUUUAGGCGGAUCAGUUAUUGAAUCAGUUAUUGAAUUAAAUACAGAAUUGUUUUAAUCAAGAUGAUAAGAAUUUGAGCUGUUAGAGAAUAGUGAGCACAUUAAUGUGAAUGCAUUGCACUUCUAAUGACAGAUUAUCAGAUUUGAUCAUUAAGAGUGCAUGUCACCUAUCUUUUUAGUAUUAGAAAAUAAUACAGUGUUACUGUUUGAAAUGGGUUUGAAUUUAUAGCCUGGGAUGUCAGAUAUUUUACGGUUUAGAAUAGUGGUUCCCAUUUUAACUCAGUGACCCACACCUCUAUUUUAUAGACUUAUUAUCAUUAUUAUUGUUAUUAUUAUUAUUCAAUUUAUAUGUAACAUUUAUAAUACCUGCCUUUAACUUGGUCUUGCUACAACAUGUUUAGAAAUGCUUAGAAGUUUAGAAUGUUUGUUUGGGAACCAUUUUCAUUCAACCAUAUUUCAGUCUUCAGUUAACUCAGGGCAGCUUAUUAUCUUAUUAAUAGAUCAUAAAGUAUUAUAGUGCAAUUUGCUAUAUGGACUUUUACAAGUCUCAUUGCUCUUGGGCAAUACAAUCCUUUUAAUUAUUUUAUUAAUGAAGCACAAUCAUGUAGUGUAAUGGGUAAUUGUCUAUAUACGUGUGUGUGUGUGUGUGUGUGUGUGUGUGUGUUUAGAUAUAUAAACAUACAUAUAGAUCAGAAUAGGUAUGAUUUGAUCCAAAGUGACGUGUAGUUUUGACUAAAUACAAUUCGAGCAGAUAAUGGUUGAAGGGCUUACUUAGAGGCCCAACAAUGACAGCUUUGCAGUGGUGGGGCUUAAACCAACACCCUUUGGAUUACUAGUACAGUACCUUAACUUCUGAGUUAUCACUGCUCUCAUUUAGUGUGUGUGCGUGGUAUAUACACAGAUCAGCCAUAACAUUAAAACCACCUCCUUGUU